CAUGUUAACCAGAAUGCAAGACUACAAGUUCAAGAACUUCUACCUACUUUGUCGGGAGCUCCUAGAAAUCGAAACUGGUGUCCGAUCAAAUAUCGAGAUCAACGCAGUCAGGUAUGACGUGGUCCUCUCGGAGGUCAUCGACUACAUUGGAGAAAAAGGGAUGAUGCUUGGUGCCUCUCAGGAGUACUGUGACAGCAUCGCGGCGCUGAUUGUAGAAAGUUCUAUUCCUUCCGAGUCUGAGAGUUUGGUUGACCCGGAGAGACAGGAACUUGCCGAGCUGAGGCAGAUGGACGAUGAUACUAUUGAUACAGUAGGAGGCGGAGAUUUGGAUAAUCUUGUGACUAUCUUUGGGCAGGCUACAAGCUACGCCUACCGCCCAAUCUGGCCAGGCGUUCCUAACCCAUUGGCUAACCUCAUUCUAAAGAUCAUGGAGUUUUUAGACAAAUUUCGUCACUUAGAAGUAGGCGGACUAAGCUCUGACGAAAGUGAACUAAGCUCAGACGAAAGUGAACUAAGCUCACAACAAUAGUGCCGGUUCUGUUUCUUUGGUCAACAACAUGGGGGAUCCUUUUCCCUUACUGUUUAAUUAUUGGUUUUUUUUUUAAAUUUUAAAUUAUCAUUGUUCUGUUGGUUGUAACAAAAUUCUUUAUUUUUGAUGUUAUUUAUUCGAUUAGUUAAUUGUCAAGUAACCUUGUUAAUUUUUUUUUUUUUUUUGCAACAGAGGCGUAGCCACCCUUACCAGCGCCCGGGGACAAACUUUCAAUUUGGCGCUCCCCUCGGGAACAACUUUUCAAUUUGCACCCCCCCCCCUCAAACUUUCAAUUUGCACACCCCCCCCCCCCUCAAACUUUAUAUUUAUAAUGCAAAACUGCGGCUAAAAUGAGAUUUUAAUUUGUUUUUACCACCCAUUUCGCCACCCUCUAAGAUCGGCGCCCGGGGACAUAUGAAC
Messenger RNA from Physella acuta, 949 nucleotides. RefSeq lists its product as uncharacterized. NCBI's taxonomy places the organism in Eukaryota, Metazoa, Mollusca, Gastropoda, Physidae. The record is from RefSeq and is a predicted model, not a curated record.